Messenger RNA from Musca vetustissima, 1944 nucleotides. It is a transcript of the gene fl(2)d, whose product is annotated as pre-mRNA-splicing regulator female-lethal(2)D. Bases 52 to 1944 code for a protein of 630 amino acids. Gene Ontology annotation, biological process: regulation of alternative mRNA splicing, via spliceosome. NCBI's taxonomy places the organism in Eukaryota, Metazoa, Arthropoda, Insecta, Diptera, Muscidae. The record is from RefSeq and is a predicted model, not a curated record. The transcript has 4 exons. Gene Ontology annotation, cellular component: nucleus.
AUAAACACUACCAAAAUUUUUGGCCUUAAUUAGAGAAAAUUUAUUAUUGUAAUGAGUGUCGCUGCAAUGACUAUGGACGAUCAGAGACCAUUGAUGAAUAGUUACGAUAAAAUGUCCUCUAAAUAUGAACAAAAUUUACAUAAUGCCUCCUCAUCCUCGUCGUCGGUUGUUGGAGGAGGCAACAGUGUUAGUGGUGGUGGUGUCGGUGGUGGCGGCAAUAGCGGUGGCCUUUUGUCGGGUCCCGCUUCGCCAACACCCUCUGUAACAGAGGAACCCACAUCUUCCGCACAUCAUGCGGGAAGCAGCGGCCACCAUCAUCACCACUCGGCUUAUUCACAUCAUCAUCAUCACCAACAUCAUCAUCAUCCGCAUCAUGUUCAUCAUGCGGUUAAUCAACAACAACAGCAGCAGCAACAACAACAGUCCUCAAGACCCUCAUCGCCGAUAUCAACGGGUGUCAUGCAUCAGGAUACAGUUGCUGCUGCUGCCAUCAUAGCUGCAGCUGAACAGCGCCAACGUCAACUCGAAGAUGAAAUUGAAAAUCUUAAAUUGGAACAACAACGUCUCACAAUGCAAUGCACCGAUGCCCAAAGACGUGAAAAGAUACUUAUGCGUCGUUUGGCCAAUAAAGAGCAAGAGUUUCAGGAUUAUGUGAGCCAAAUAGCUGAAUACAAGGCCGCUCAGGCCCCCUCAGCCGUUGCCUUGAGAUCGGCCUUAUUGGAUCCAGCUGUUAAUUUACUUUUCCAAAAGUUAAAGAAAGAAUUGAAAGCCACCAAGGCCAAAUUGGAAGAAACUCAAAAUGAAUUGUCGGCUUGGAAAUUCACGCCCGAUUCAAAUACCGGCAAACGUUUAAUGGCCAAAUGUCGCCUACUGUAUCAAGAGAAUGAGGAACUUGGCAAAAUGACAUCCAAUGGCCGUUUGGCCAAAUUGGAAACGGAAUUAUCGAUGCAGAAAAGUUUCAGCGAAGAGGUGAAAAAAUCACAAUCAGAACUUGACGAUUUUCUCCAGGAACUAGACGAAGAUGUUGAGGGUAUGCAAAGUACAAUUCUAUUUUUGCAACAAGAACUUAAAACCACUCGAGAUCGUAUACAAGUAUUGGAGAAGGAAAAUUUUCAAUUAAAAACCGGCAUCUCAACAACCACCAAUCAGGAUCAGGAACAACAACAACACGGUGAUGUUAAUGCAAUAAAAAAUGAACAAGAUAUGUCACCCGCCGGCGCUGCUGAUGAUAUUUGUGAUGAUGAUGAUGGUACAGCAAAACUUGUGAAUGGCAAUAUUUAUGGUAAUGAUGUACAAAUGCAACAACAACAAAUGUCCCCCGAACAGAUGAUGUACAAACAACAACAGCAACAAAUUCCAUUGGAGACAAUUGAUGAGAAUGUAACUAUGCGUCCAGGCCAAAACACCACAACCACCACCGCCACCUAUUACAAUGGUAAUGAAUGCGAUGCGGCAAUGAGUGAACUAAUCCAUGAGGGUAAUGGUGGUGGUGCAAUUGGAGCUAAAAUGCGAACGGUUGCCUCCAGGAAACGUAACUAUGAGUGUGAUGCACCCAUGGAAAGUAUACAAAUGCAAGCAAUGGCACAACAGCAGCAGCAGGCACCUGUUUCUAUGGUCUCUUCACCGCGCACAUUGCCUCCGAAAAAAUCGAAACUAAGAGUUGUGCCUCCCACCCGUAGAUCUUCAAUACAAUCGAUUGAUGAGAAUGAGAUGCUCAUGAAUACGUCGACGACGGCGGCGGCGGUAAACAGCAUUGUGGACAAUGCUAUGGAUGGUAUGGCCAAUGAAGAAUCGGCGGCGUGUGAUCCUCUGGCAAAUGAUGCAUCGGCCAUGGAUCAACAACAACAAAGUUCGGGUAUGGCUCAGCGUAUUAUGACACGACGAAGAUCGGUGAGAUUAAAUGGUGCCAGCAAUGGUGGCGGAGGCGGUGAUAGCAAUCACUGA